UGCUAUGUUAAGGAUCAACGGGGACUAUGACUAACUCGACGAUAACUCGACGAUAUCGUACAAUUUUGAAUACAGGUUUGUGGGUCUGUUCACUGUAGUGUGUACACAACCAAUACGCCGGUAUACCUGUGUAUUAACAAAAUGUUUAAACGCCAGAGCUCCCGGAAUGAGGCGGAGUCGAAGUACUCACAACACUGGCCCUCUGUCAACUAUCUCCUCGUGCUUUUUCGACGACAGGUUUCUCUAAAUUUGUACAGAAAUGACGGAAAGGCAUUAAUCUGUAUGCUAGUUUGUAUUCCCAAUCAAGUCAUUUGUCACAGGUGAUAGUAAAGAUUAAUCAACAAAAAUACCUGUUUGCUCAGUUAGGACACACGUGAUUUCUACUCAAAAUACGUAGUCUUACAAUUACCUGGAUAUAUUGUGUUUUGUCUGCAAUUUAGGGUGUGUGUGUUACCUGCUUUUUCACUCCUUCGGCUCCUGGAAUUACUUGGUGGGAUUACUUCCGGAUUUAAAGUUGAUUUUGUUUUAUUGGAGUUUUCAUCUUCAAAAGAUGUGAAACAUAUCAAAGUACAAGAAUUUGUUGAGCAGACAUGAGGCAGGAGACGACCCGGUCCUGAUGAAGUUCCAUAGUAGAUUAGCCCUACUUCUGAUCGUGUUCGUACACGUCAUCUGUGAACCAAAAUUUGUAGGCGCCGAUGAAGAAGACAGCGAUGACGCAGAUGAUGACUUAGAUGAGGAGGAGGAAGAGAACUUUAAAUCUGCACCGGUGUUUAAACAAUUGCAAAAUGAAGCACAAUCUUCACUUGCAACGCAGACAGUGGCAGGGGAACUGGAAACCCCCACUACUCCGACCGGAUGGAGCUCAGUCUCGUCCACACUUGUGAAAAACAGCACUUCUGCAAGUACAACUGUACCACAUGACUCCACCACAUCGUCGUGGACGUCGCCUACUGUUCCAACCACGUGCAGUGCUGUUUCCUGUCUCCAUGACGGCACGUGCAUUGAAGGAGAUGUAGGGAUACAGUGUUUUUGUCCUAGCCAGUUCACGGGCGUGUAUUGUGAAAGCCUCUUAACCUGCCAGUCUGACCCGUGUGGGGCCGAUGUGGGGUGUGUCGACAGCCCUAUGGGACCGUACUGUAUGUGCCCGGGGGACUUCAGAGGCGACUUGUGUCAACAGAGUGACUUCCAUGUCCAGUGUUCCGUCUCCACCACACAGACGUUUCACGACCUGACAACACAAGGGGCGGGGCCCAUCACAUGUUUUGCCGCCAAUAGCACCACCCAAUCAAUAUGUUUCGAUAUGGACGACUCAUUGGUGUAUUCUAUCGACAACCCAAAUCCUGGGCCCUUCAACAUCACCUACAAUGCUCUUGGGGACAGUUUCUGUCUGUAUGCUGACUCCGCUAUGGUGCAGGGAGGCACGCAUUGUUUUCGACUUUGGGCUACGGAAGCAGACGACCUUCUGUACCGUCCGUGGCGUAACGCUAGUCAUGACCACUGUGUGGUGUUCAACUCACCGCCAGUAUUACUUGGGGAGCCAUACUCGGUGACGGUUGACGUAACCGACCUCAGACGGGGUCUUGCUUUACUGGACCUAAACUACACAGACAAUUUUGUUUUCCCAAAUGUCGAGUUCUUCGUCUCUGGUGUGGCACCUGCUGCUUGGGAGAGCUACUUUGGUGUUGAAACAGCAACAGGAAUUGUUGGUCUGGAUGCUGACAUACCUAUACCAGUCUACAAAUAUCAAAUGGUGGAAAUCAACAUUACGGUAACAGAUGGCGGAAUCCCUGCCAUGGCCGACGAGGGUGUGGUACAUCUUGUUGUCCUCAAUGGAUCGCUCUUAUGUACAGCUCCGCCCGUGUACCUCAGUCUGGGGGCCUUACCCAACGGACAGACAAGCCUCGGGACAGUACAGUGCUCAGGAGUAGCGGAUAGUACACUCUCCUUUACAGCUGAUCCAUCACAAGGUUUGCUGGUUGUGAAUUUCCAAGGAGACCUGUUUCUGGCAAAUCAGUCACAAGGGUUGUCUUCCCCUGGUAACUACAUCGUUCAAGUCAUGGCUCACCAGCCACCGUUUCCUAGUGUCGCUGUGGACGUCAGCGUCAGUGUUGGUUAUUUCGAGCCAGAGUGUUUAGCUUCUCCAAAUCUGGUUCUGAUGAUUUCGGAAGAAAGUCCAGUAAACAGUUGUUAUGAACUGUACCAAUGUAGGUCACCAUUGUUUGGGGGUCCUAUGAACUGUGCAUUACCUUCAAAUGAUACCCUAGGGAGCUACUUUGAGCUAGACUGCACAGCGAUGAGCCAGAGCUUCAGUCAUCACCUGGUCAAUGUCUCGGUCUGUGUUAACACAAGCAUAGCUCAGCAAAAUCAACUAGGCAUACACCAGGUGCAUGGAGAAAUCUCAAAUGCUUUUGGAACAACAACUUCAAUUUUUGGAAUAGAUGUCCUGGCGGGGAACUUCUUUCCUCCAUCAUUUUCUAUCGUCAAUUACGUUGUGGAAAUUUCGGAAGUGACUGCUAACGGGACUGAUCUGUUCCAGCUGAUGGCAACAGAUAAUGAUAUUGACGACGUCCUGACUUACAGUAUCAUUUCUGAUCAAAAUGUGCCAUUCACUGUAUUGGGGGACAAGCUGCUGGUGUACGGCAAACUCAAUGCCACUUUUCAGAAUUUCUACACCUUUCAAGUCAAGGUGAGAGAUCUAGUAGGACAUGAGGCCAGGGCACCGGUAUCCAUCACCAUUUCUGAUGUCAAUGAACCACCGAUUUGUUCCACUCCCUAUUCCUUUGUAGUGGAUGCCACGGCUACCAGUGGCCAAGUCGUGACACAGCUGGCCUGUUAUGACACAGACAGGCAGGCCAGCUUUCAAAACUUCAUUUAUCUACUCAAUCCAUUUGCAUCAAGCUCAAUUUCUUCCUUAUUAAAUGUCAGUUCAGAUGGACAGAUAGCUCUGCUACAGGACAUGGGAGGAGAUGUGGAGUCUUAUACCUUCACUGCCCUGGCUAGAGACUUCGGGGGUCUAAAUACAUCUAUACAAGUCACCAUGAUAGUCAAUAGAUAUUUUGCUCCUAUUUGUCCACUCGGCUUUGUUGAGACAAACAUCAUGGAUGACUUCGGCCCUUCCCGAUGCUUCAGUGUAGACACGGGCUGUACUGAUCCACUAGAUGGAAGUCUGUUCUACAGCCUCACAGGUGGAAAUGGCACUCAGCUGUUCUUCGUCCAGCCAGACGUGUCCAGCCUGCCGGUGACCACAUUGACCCUAUGUCCACGAGCCAUGCUGACCAGCCAGCUUGGUACCUGGCAUGUCAACAUUGAAGUGAGAAAUCAGUUUAACCAAACAUCAAUACUAGUACAUGUGGUUGUGGAUGAGAAGAACGAUCAACCCGUCUUUGCUGGUCCAGUUUAUGUGGCCAGUAUCUCAGAGAAAACUCCUGUUGGUGACUUCUUCUUACAGACUACAGCUCAAGAUGCAGACAUCUUACCUAUCAACAACCAGCUCACCUUCUCUUUAGACCUUGGUGACGUAGACGGGUUUGCUAUUACAACAGACACAGGUAUGGUCAGUACCACCAGGGUGUUCAACGCUUCAAAACAGUCUACCUAUACAUUCAAAGUAAAGGUGGAGGACCCCCAAGGUCUUAGUGACGAGAGGCCAGUGGUGGUGGACAUACAGGAUGAGAAUGACCCUCCACAGUGUGACACCCUGGUGGUCAAUGUACCUGUUAGUCUUAUCACACCGCCUGGCACCUUGGUCGGGGCGGUCAACUGCUGGGACGGAGACAUCCUGGCCGAUAAUAAAAAGCUUGUCUAUGUACUAAGUGGAUCCCUAAAUUCUUAUUUCGUUGUUCGUGACAACGGCUCAAUCGAGCUAAGCCAAAGCUUGCCCCGCACUUCCACCACAACAUACCAAAUGACCCUGAAAGUGUAUGACCAGUUUAUGAUCAACAACAACACCCAGACUGGACAUCUGACCAUUGCCCUCACUGUUACAGUUGACAUCAACAUCCCUCCUGUAUGUGACCGUAUCCUCACCACGGCAACACUGCAGGAGAUGGACGCCCAGGGCACCUGUGUUGGCCAGGAAGUGAUCUGUGAAGACCCCACAGGGGGCAGCAUCACCGUUCUGUCUUCCCAGGGGACGGGUCUCGAUGUGGCCGAGAUCAAGAGCCGAGCGAGUGGCAGUACAAGUGUACUGCCACUUAAUGUCUGCACUAGGUCUACCAUCAAAAAUCGUAUUCAGAACUUCACAGUGUCUGCCAUAGUCAGCAAUGGUUUUGGUACUCAGACCAUUACCUGGAAAUUCCAAGUUGAGGAUGUGAAUGAGCCACCAUUUUUCCUGAAUUCCCUGUUCAACAUGACCAUAUCGGAGAGCUCCGUGGUUGGUACGACUAUACUCAUCCUCGAGAAAGGCGACCCAGACGUUGACACAAUGUUCAAAGACAUCACUGUCACUUACGAUGUAAUCAAUACCCCAGACAAUGUAGCAGUGCCGAUUAGCUUCCUGUUGGACUGUUGUUUCCUCGUCACGGGUAAACUCAACGCUACAGAGCAAGACCUUUACCAAUUCAAUGUCACACUCACAGAUGGGGGAGGGCUGUCACAGUCCAGGAUUGUAUCGGUUUGGAUUGCUGACAACAAUGAGGCUCCAGUGUGCUCCCCAACGAUUCUGACAGAAUCUAUUUCCCUCCUGGUCCAAGUGAAUGAGGUCAUUGUUCAACUCAGUUGCCAUGAUUAUGACAAAGAUCCCAACAACAGAGAAUUGGUCUAUCAAUCUAAUACAGAUUACUUUAAUGUGUCGAGCCAGGGCGAGCUGAUGAUCAGGAGGUCCCUGGAUAGGUUUGUUCCACGUUACACAGUGCUGGUCAAUGUCAUGGACAGAGGCACACCUCCACUGUCCACCUCAGUGACCGUCACUGUCAAUGUCGACAUUGCUAUUAAAGCCGUUUGCCAACCAGCAGUACAGUACCCAAAUGUCUGGGUCAAAGAUCAAUGUGUUACCUUGACGAUGAACUGUGUUGACCCCACCUUGCCAGGGCAGACAUCACAUCUAACCUACACAGAGAGUGGAAACUAUACAAAUGGCUUCACACAGGUCCAGUCACCUAAGGGACAGUAUCAGCUAUGUUACAACCUUGUCCAGAGUGGCAGCUUUGGGUUGACAUUGUCAGUGUUUAAUGGUUUGGCCUACUACAUGUACCACCAACCAUUGGAUGUGAAGUACGAACAAUCCAACCCAGUCUUUGACCAAUCCACUUACUAUGUUAGCGUCCCAGAAACCUUGACAGCUGGACUUCCCGUUACUACAGUAACCGCCACUACUGUCUCACUCAGGGGUUCCAUAGUGUAUUCUAUUACAGGUGGGUCCUGGGCGAAUGUGACCAGUAUCUUCCUUCUCGAUGCUUCGACUGGCGCCAUCUCCUCCCUUGUGGGAAUGCGGGGUUACACAGCACAGACCAUCACUUUGGACGUACAGGCGUUGAAUGACUUCUCCUUGUUGCGGUCGACUGUGAAGGUUGAGGUUUCAAUAUCUGACAUCAACGAGGUACCAAGCUGUAUGUAUCGGGACGGUGUCGUGGGAAACAGUGUGUUGGUGGGUGUAGAUGAUCCAGUGGGAACAUCUGUGUUAAAAAUACAGUGUAUAGACCUUGACAUCAUACCAGAAAACAGGCAGCUCUCGGCAGUGCUCAGCUUCACCCCUUCAGUAUCCGAUGUGUUCAUGCUUGAGGAGCAAGGCGGGGAGUAUACCAUCAAGACCAAGACACUACUGCCAGUCCAGACUGUUACCUAUGACGUCACUUUGGUCAUCUCGGACGCCGCCACACCACCGCUAUCUGUCCAGAUCUUAAGGCGGGUCGUGAUUAACUUGCUGCCCCCAGCUCCUGUGUUCCAUGCCUUCCCCUUCAACAGCACAGUGAUUCAGGUGGAGUGGCAGUAUGUACGAGCUGACUACUACAGUGUCACAACUAGCUUCGUCCUCACAGCGGUGUCCAGUUCUGACCGACACUCAUUUGUAACCCAACCUGAUCCAGGAGUCACCCAGAGCCUCAUCACCAAGCUGGUCCCCGAGACUGAGUACAGAGUGGAGCUGACAAGUGUCACAAGUUAUGGAAAUGUUUCUGCUCCGUCCAUCACCGUGGUAAUGCCAGCUGUUCCGAUCCUGUCAAGUUUUAUGAUGUCACUGCGGUUGCCAGGACAACAGUUCAUUCAGACCCUGCUUGAUGACAACUCGUAUGAUUUUGUUACUUUAAAGAGAUCUGUGGACGAAAAUUUGGAUUGUAUUAUGAAGAGGGUCGCUGGUUACCUGUCUGUGGGCGUGGUCUCGUUCAGGGAGGGAAGUGUGAUUGUGGAUGCCCUAGUGACACUGAACCAGUCGGGCACUGUUGAGAGUGUGUCAAGUAGCUUCCAGUCACAGAUGCAGACAGGCUGGGUUGGCAACAUGUCGGUUGAUCCUCAGUAUUUUGUCGUAAACUCUGGAGACGGUUACAUCAGGAUUACCCAGUUGUCGUUAAACACAACAGACAUCUAUAACAACAUGGACGUGGCUUUUAUCUGCUCUGCGGACGUCAUAGGGACUGUAGGCGCUGUCCAAAGUCGCUGGACGUUCAACGGGUCGGUCAUCAGACCUAACACUUCUCCAAGAUGGCACAUCUCAGAAGAACCAACAAACCCAAACAAACCCACACAGAAGAUUUAUAAAAUGAUCAUCAGCCCUAUUGCCACACAUGACACGGGAAAGUAUGAAUGUCAAGUGUAUGAUGACACUGGCCUGACCAGUCAGACGUCACAGAUGGUGGAGGUCAUACCCCAGCCUCUGCUGACCAUUUAUCCUCGGACCCGGACAGUGGUCAGCGGUCAGUCUAUGAACGUCACCUGUCAGAUCCUCCAACCCCACAAUUACCACGCCUUCUUCACUUGGUACAAGGACGGUUCUCGUAUCACCAGAUCUCCAGGUGUAGAGUUCCUGCUCCUGUCUCCCUACAUGGAAAUGUUAGUGAUCAGACAGGUCACCACGGACGCCCAGUACUCCUGUGAGGCUACCAAUGUGGCCGGGACUGGACCAAGACUCUCCAUGAAGCUGACUAUCAGGAGUGCGAAUGGGAUUGUGUGUCCCUCGGAAACAGAUUCACAGGGAACAAUGUGGACAGAGACGAUUGCCGGAGGACAGGAAAUACUAGAAUGCCCUGCAGAAUUAGAGGGCACAGUGAAGCGUGAAUGUUCAUCCAAAGGUGCAUGGUCAUCGCCCGACUACAGUGGGUGUGUUAGGACUGAUAUCUCCGAACUUCAGGUUCAGACUGACAAGAUGAAGGAGGGUGUUGAGAUUACCUCCCCUGAAAACUCUCUCGUGGUACUGUCUGAUAUCACCAGUCAGGGCCAUUCACUCAACAGCGGGGACAUGGACGCAUGCCUGAACAUCUUGAGUAACGUCGUCACUGUUAGUGACCGUGACAACAAUUUUAUCACCGGCAACGCUAUAGAGGCCUUUGCUAACUCAACUAACAAUCUUCUGGAUGAUGUCAACAAGCCAGCUUGGGAGUUACAGAAGCAGCGGAGAGGGAAGGGUGUGUCUGGACUAAUGCAAGUUGCCACAGAGUUUGGUAAAGUGGGAACCAAGAUGGGGGACACAACCCAGACCUUCAACCAACAAGUGUCUAGACCUAAUCUAGUGAUGAAUGUUGGUAGGACGGAACCCCAGGACAUCGUGUUCCCUAACAGGAACUCCCUCACACUGCCCGACUGGAUCAAAACAUCCACCACCAAAGGGGUCAUCAAGAAGGACGCAAUCUCUGCCAACCUUGGGGCUUCCCAGAAAGUUGGUUAUAGUGGAAUCUACUAUAGAAACAUCUCCAAUCUGAUGCACACCUACCUGCUUCUGGACAGUGAUGUUGAGGACGCAGAUGACAGGUACGAUAUAAAUUCUGAUGUCAUGGACAUCGCCAUAGUCCCAGUCAUGUCCGGAGUCAACUCUUUGGUGGAACUCACAUUCCAGCACUCCUUGACAAACUAUUCCUCCCCAUCGUGUGUGUUUUGGGACUUCUCAGUACCGAAUACUCCCAAUGGGGCCUGGUCUACAAGGGGCUGCCGAUAUGUCAGUACAUCAGAUACCAGUACCACCUGUACCUGUGAUCAUACCACAAACUUCGCUCUGCUUAUGAGUCCAGGCAAAACGCCAGUCCAGCACAUGUUGGCCCUCAGUAUCAUCUCUGCCGUAGGCUGUGCCAUCUCCAUGUUGUUUCUGCUCAUCACCAUCAUCGUGUACCUGUGCUACUGGAGGUAUGUAAGGAGUGACCGAGCCACCAUCCUGAUGCAUCUAUGUGUCGCCUUAUUUGCUGCCUACCUCCUAUUCCUGGUCGGUGUCAACAGGACAGAAAACAAGGAUGUGUGUACAGGUUUCGCAGCAGUACUUCACUACAUUUUCCUGGUGGUGUUUUUCUUGAUGCUGGCCGAGGGUAUAGAAGUGGCGUUUACAGUACUAUAUGUGUUCUCAACUCGUUCCCGUAUCCGCUGGCUCCUACCGCUAUCCUGGUUGAUUCCGGCAGUCAUUGUUGCUAUAUCUAUGGGAGCUACCAAGUUAGAGGGAUACGGGAACUCACAGUUUUGCUGGUUGUCUGUGUACAGUACAACAGGUGUUUUAUGGGCAUUUAUUGCACCUGUUAUUUUAAUCAUUGUUAUAAAUGCUGUGAUAUUAUUCCUUGUGAUACGGGCUCUGUUUAACACCCACACAAUGAUGACCAAGGCCGCCCGCGAACAGGCAAAGACUGCCAUGCGGAGUCUGUGUGUCCUCUUACCUGUGAUGGGCGUGGCCUGGAUAUUUGGUGUUUUCUCUGUUAAUGAAGAUAUGGUUAUAUUUCAAUACCUUUUUGCAAUAUUUAACUCCCUACAGGGAUUUUUGAUUUUCCUGUUUCACUGCCUCAUCAAUAGACAGGUAAAAGAUGCUAUGAAUCAUAGUCGAAGACGGAAGAGAAGUAUGGCCGACCUGGGCACCAAGAGUACCUCCCAGAGCGGUAAUUCUAAUGCUAAAUCUUCCCAGAAAGAUUUCUACGAACAAAAGCAAAAUAAUGUGGAUGUCGAUAAGAAAGAAAAUCCAUUCCUGGAGGCUGAUCGUCAAGUACAACAGAUUGUGGACAAACUUUUGUCCAUUGACAACCUGAAUGCUUAUGACGGCGAGACUAAGGAGAAGAAUGCGGAUAAGGACAUCAUCGUAAGCUUAGAGGAUGUUAAAAUUACAAAUAUAUUUAAGGACUCCGAUGUUACAUCCGGAGAACAGUCAGGGGCAGUGUCAUCAAGUGAUCAAUCGGGAAUUGUAUCGUCAUCCUCAACGCCCCAACAUCAUGUAUCUGCCAGUAAAACUCGCAGUGACCCGACAGGAGGCAACAAGCCUGUGCCAGCAACAUACGAGCAACUGGGUCCCGAACGGAAAGAUUCGAAAUAUCACAGGUAUGAGACAGUGGAACAACAUCGGUCAGAUCAUGGGUCUAACCGUGGAUCGGAUCGUGAGCGACACAAACCAGUUACGGGUCAGAUGUCCCGGCCUGUUCAGUAUAGCCAUGGAUCUGACCGUGGAUCGGAUCGGGAGCGACACAAACCAGUUACGGGUCAGAUGUCCCGGCCUGUUCAGUAUAGCCAUGGAUCUGACCGUGGAUCGGCUCGUGAGCGACACAAACCAGUUACGGGUCAGGUGUCCCAGCCUGUUCAGUAUAGCCAUGGAUCUGACCGUGGAUCGGAUCGUGAGCGACACAAACCAGUUACGGGUCAGAUGUCCCAGCCUGUUCAGUAUAGCCAUGGAUCUGACCGUGGAUCGGAUCGUGAGCGACACAAACCAGUUACGGGUCAGAUGUCCCAGCCUGCUCAGUAUAGCCAUGGGUCUGACCGUGGAUUGGAUCGUGAGCGACACAAACCAGUUACCGGUCAGAUGUCCCAGCCUGUUCAGUAUACCCAGUACAGUCGACCAACUGCUAGCACAUAUUACAACCCGCAAAUCUCGCCCGCUUCAUCCUCGACCCGAUUUUCCUCCACACAGACACGCUCAACUGUUGUGGACCCCUACAGCUCUUCUGACAUGGAGUUCAAGGAGAAUCAGUACAUGACAAGGAUAGACACUAUUUAUCAAAAGGAAGAUAGAGCCGACUCGAAGAAAAAGGUCCAGAAAAAGAAGAGUAAAGAAGUACAAGAUGCUAAUAGAAUCAAACAGGACCUGUAUGGUCUUCCUCAACCAACAACUGAGAAACACAAGAGAGCGUUCCCCAUACCACACUGGGGCAAAUCUAAAGCUUCCACAGAAGAUCCAUAUUCGCGCCAAAGUCAACCACAAGCACCACGGUCGAAACAGAGCAGACGACAACGAGAGCGCGCUCAGGCCUACGCCGUGGAUUCCUCAUACCCCUCCACCCCAACGCACCAAGCCUACCAUACCCCUCCAUCUCAGUACCAGCCACAACCUCAGUCCGGGGGGUCGCGUCACCAGAGCCUGGAGAAUAUCAACAUGCAGUAUAUGGGUAUUCAACCAUUCGGGGGCAUACGCUCAUACGACAACAUUCGACCUGCCGAAAGACAUGAUUAUCCAAUGCCUUUGCAUGAACCUUACGCCGACUACUGGUGAAGUGUUUACUUCCUGUUUGUGUUCAAUUUACACGACCUUGUGUGUGCAAUUGUUUAAAUGAAAGUAUGGUAUCUACUAUGUAUUACUCUGAACAUGUACAGAUUUAACAAAAUGACAUGCAUAGAUCAACGACGUUGAAUUUUAUUGAAACCAUAAACCUAUUACAUGUAUAUACAAAUUAUAUCUAUUUGAUAUACUCUGUCUCUUGGUGUUUAUUAAGAAGGUUUCAAACUCUAAGGUACACAAUGUAAAGAAAAUGUUGUCUGUCUCUUCAAAGUUAUGGAGCUGUUUUGAUAAUCUUUAACAGAAUGAAAUGAAACAUUGUCAAUUACUGUUAAUUGCAUUAUCAAAUUAAAUUAUCUUGAAAGGAUUUGUAAAGAAACGUUUCCUGUCUCGAAGCAAUGACUAAGUGCUGUGUACGUGGGUUUUUAAAGCCUAGUAUAUUUGGGGAAUUAUGUAUCAAUUGAUGUGUCUCACUGCUAAGCAUUACUUAAAUCAUAUCGGUUUUAUUAUUUGUCACGUGUCAUAAUAUUUCUAAUUAUAGUAACUUCUAAGUGUAUACAUUUAUAAGCAUAAAACAAUAUGUAUAUAUGUAUAUUCUUAAAUCGUUUUUUUUUUGUUUUUCUUGAUAUUACAAAAAUGCAUUUCUUGAUUAUGUUAACUGAUAUUUGAUCCUGUUAAGGGAAACCUUAUUGACAUUACAUUAGCCCGCGCCUUGCAAUAGCAUCCCUGUUCACCAAUGAAACACUUAAGAGAUAUGUAUCUGCCUUUUAACUCAUUUCUUCCGUUAUUUUCUGAUAUUAUCUCAACUGACCUUUUUACAUAUUUCUCCCUUAGAUUUUAAUACCUUGAUUUAGUACAAGUUCUUUCAGCAUGUAUGUGAACACGGAUUUUAUAGCUUUUUCUAUAGUGUUAUUUGUUCUCGAACCGCCGGGAAUUCCUUCUACCUUCCUGGAGCAGAUAAAGGUGUUUUCACAUCAAGGUGAUAAUUGAUCUUUGCUUGAGGAAGUGUCGUUUUAUCGAGGUAAGAGGAAGCAUACAACAUAUUUAUUCGCCGAUAACGUAAAUGUUAGGGCGAUAAAAUAUGUUAGAUAUACGGAUUGUCUUUUCGGUCGGAAUGUGUUUUGAUAAGGAUCGUCUUAAUAGCAUGUAAAGUCUGACAUUUUAAAUGCCAUUUACGAUGUUUAAACAUGUCGAAAUAGUUGAUUUUUGCCCUAUACCUCUUCUCCGGUAUUUAGUUUCGUAUCGAGGUGAUAAGUGUGCACAGGACAUAUUUGUUUGACAAGUGAGGUGCCAAUUUCUUUUAUCUCUUUUUGAACUAUUCUCGUUGUUUGAAAUAUUACAGUUCACUGUACAGGAAAUACGCCAUCCUAACUGAACAUUUCCCGAACAGAAUGCUAGUGUGUUGCUGUCAUUGUGGAUAUCUCUGAGGCGUGUGCUGUUACAAAAUUAAUAAGUUUAUUCGUGAAAGUGAAUGUAACGCAAAACCCUGAAAUUUCGUCAAACGGAUAUACCAUAAAAACUCUUAUAUAUGCAAUAUAUUAGAUGUACACAUUAAUUAUUCUAGAGCAAUUGACGUGACUUUCAAUGAAAGUGUAAAAAUCAACUUCUUGUGCAAAUGCUUUUAUUGAACGUGCCAAAUAUAUUAAAUAAUCAUCUUACUGAUACUUUAGUCCAUUUUGUAAUAGAAAAGUAUUUAGUUACAUAAAUGAAACUGACAUUUGUGUCGAGUCCUGUAAUAUAAGUAUAUGCAAACAAUAACAAUAUAUAUAUAUAUAUAUUCCUGAAUUAUUAAAUUGUGAAUAUAUACAUGCCCUGCAAUGAAACUGAAACAACGAUUAAAACAUUCAUUUUAUAUUAUUAUUUGUAUGUUAAAGUUUCGGGUAUAUGUAUUUAUUUUUGUUCAUACUUGCCACUAUUUGCUUAAAGUCCGCAAACAUAUAAGCGGCUGACUAUACGUUGAAUAUGAUAAUGCAAGUAGUUAUGUAACAAUGUGCAUGUGAUUCAUAUGAGAAAAAUCAAAUUCAUCGAAUGUCUCCAGAAAUUUGUUCAAUAUUGCAUAUCUUUUUGGCAAAAUAAACAUUAUUUUC
Molecule: messenger RNA, 12681 nt
Organism: Mizuhopecten yessoensis (Yesso scallop)
Lineage: Eukaryota; Metazoa; Mollusca; Bivalvia; Pectinida; Pectinidae
Exons: 60
Coding region: 617-10591 (3324 amino acids)
Biological process (GO): adenylate cyclase-activating G protein-coupled receptor signaling pathway; negative regulation of angiogenesis; cell surface receptor signaling pathway
Cellular component (GO): membrane
Molecular function (GO): protein binding; calcium ion binding; G protein-coupled receptor activity
Source: RefSeq, a predicted model, not a curated record